AUGAUUGAAGUUAAAUAAAAAAUUCAAAAAAGAGUCCAAAAAUAUUCCUACUUCCUUAAUGACAUCUUGGGAGAAGGCUAUUCAUCAUCUGUUUACAAGGGCAUUAAUAUUUACACCGGUUAAGUAGUUGCCAUAAAGGUUAUAAAUUUCUCCACCUUAACAACUCCAAUUUCUCAAACCCUUUUAAAAAAUGAGAUCAAAAUUCUAAAACAAUUAGAACAUGAGAAUUUGAUGAAAGUAUACGAGAUUUUUGAAACUAAAAAUAACACCUACAUCGUUUGUGAAUAUUGUAGAGAUGGUGAUCUGGCUAACAUUUUAGAAAAAACAGCUUUCACUUAAGUAGAAAUCCUUAAUGUUUUCCUCCAAAUAGCUAAGGGAGUCAAAGCGCUCCAUGAACAAAAAAUCAUUCACAGAGAUAUAAAACCUGCGAAUAUACUAAGAUCCGAUGGAAUUUAUAAACUAUCAGAUUUUGGAUUUGCUAUAUUUGAAAAUGAUUUCGAGAGUAUAGUCAAAAGAUUUAGUGUUGGAACUCCAGUCUACAUGGCACCAGAGACAGUUUAGUCCAACUGCUACUCAGAAAAGUCAGACAUAUGGUCUUUAGGGGUAGUUCUUUACUUAAUGGUAUAUAAGGAAAUUCCAUUUAACCUAAAGUAAGAUGGAGAUCUAUACGGUAAGUAAUAGUAGAUACAUUAGAAAAUUAUGAACGAUAAGGCUUUGAUCAAAAAAAUCUAGAACAUUCUUUUAGGUGUAUUAGAAAUUGAUCCGAAAAAGAGGAUUAGUAUUGAUGGAAUUAUAUCCAUUUUAAAUCACUCGAAAAAGUUGAAAUGCAAUAAUUCUCAUAAAAACAUGCCCUUUAAAGUCAUACGCAAGUUAAGUGGAUAUGAUAUUGGUGAUAAGGAUAAUUUUGAAAAUUCGCAAAAAAUCUUAAAAACAAUGCCAGAUGAAUCUGUUGAUAUUAAUUAAGAAACAGAACCAUUCUCAUUUCAUAAUAAUCUUGAAUAUCAUACACUUGAAUUAAAUAAAAUUAAAUAAAAUCCAUUAUGUAAUAAUGAGGACUACCAGUUUAAAUUUUAACUAUCUCCCAUAUAGAUAAAAGAUUAAUCUAAAAAGAAGAUAUAAAUCAAAAUUCCAAUGGUUUAAUCAAUGUAGAUCACAAGUUAAAACGCUAAUCUCAAUUAAGCGUCAUCUGAAAAUAGUGAUACACCUUAACAUAGUAAUCCAAAUAGCACUAAUGAUACAAUUAAAAAUAAUCAAAUUUCUAAUUGCUAAUCAUAAAAUCAGAUGAAUUCUAAUUCUCCUUUAAUUACUCCAAAAAUAACUGAAACAUUUACAAAUAGAAAUUAAGGAACUUCACCCAUCCAUAUUAAACAACCUCGAAAUUAAAUUGAAUCUCCAUUAAAAUAAAGAAAGACUCCCACUACUUAGUCUUUAACAGAUUUUUAAAAUUUCUCAACUAAGUUAAAUGAAUAGCCUUAGAAAAAAAAAGAAUAUCUAAAAUAAAGAGUGAAAACUGAAAUAUCUAUUAAUAGGUAAACUGAUGUGCAAAAUAAUAAGUCUUAAAAGGAUAAAGAAAAAUACAAAGCAGCAGUAGAGUCUUUAACAGCUACAAUUCGCCCUACAUAUAAAUUUUUGAUAUAUCUAAAUUAAGCUUUAAAAUAAUUUUAGUCCAUUAACACUGAAGAUAAACAGAAAUGCUAUUUCUUAUUAAGAAAACUAUUGGUAGUAAAAGCUUAUGCAAUAAAGAAUUACUGUCCUUCUCAAAUAUAGGAAGAAUUGUAAUGUUUGAUAGAUAAUUUUCAAAAAUACUUUGAGAAAGUCAGCCCUUUACUAUACAAUCAUCAUGAUCGAAAGUUUAACUAAUACUUAAAUAACAAUCUGGAAUAAUUUACAAAAGGGUUUUCAUAAUAAAUAUAAAGUAAUAUAUCAGUUGUGAAUUAAUAAUUAUUGUCAAAAGAUCUACUAAUUAUUUAGGAAGUAAUCAAAGAAAACUUAAAGCAAUUUAACGAUCCUAUUUUAUUUGCUAGAAGAUGGGAAAAUGAUCAAUUAUGA
This is a messenger RNA of Paramecium tetraurelia, 2049 nucleotides long. RefSeq lists its product as uncharacterized. The record is from RefSeq and is a predicted model, not a curated record. The transcript is spliced from 2 exons. Gene Ontology annotation, biological process: protein autophosphorylation; peptidyl-serine phosphorylation; autophagy. Gene Ontology annotation, molecular function: protein serine/threonine kinase activity; ATP binding. Lineage: Eukaryota; Ciliophora; Oligohymenophorea; Peniculida; Parameciidae. Gene Ontology annotation, cellular component: autophagosome; cytoplasm.